Molecule: messenger RNA, 483 nt
Organism: Thalassophryne amazonica
Lineage: Eukaryota; Metazoa; Chordata; Actinopteri; Batrachoidiformes; Batrachoididae
Product: histone H2A.Z-like
Exons: 1
Coding region: 97-483 (128 amino acids)
Cellular component (GO): nucleosome
Molecular function (GO): protein heterodimerization activity; DNA binding; structural constituent of chromatin
Source: RefSeq, a predicted model, not a curated record
AUUUAAGGUACAAUAGUAGGCGGGCGUUAGUUCAAAUAGUCGGUGAUCGUUUUUUCUUCUUGUUCAGUGUAGAAACAUUAUCCGGUCCUUGUAACUAUGGCUGGCGGUAAAGCAGGCAAAGACUCCGGGAAGACUAAGACCAAGGCCAUCUCGCGCUCGCAGAGAGCGGGGCUGCAGUUCCCAGUGGGUCGCAUCCACAGACACCUCAAGUCCAGAACCACCAGCCACAGUAGAGUUGGAGCCACCACUGCGGUGUACAGCACGGCUAUCCUGGAGUACCUGACCACCGAGGUUCUAGAGCUGGCAGGGAACGUGUCCAAAGAUCUGAAGGUGAAGCGUAUCACCCCGCGUCACUUGCAGCUGGCCAUUAGAGGAGACGAGGAGCUGGAUUCACUCAUCAAAGCAACCACUGCUGGAGGAGGUGUGAUCCCGCACAUCCACAAGUCCCUGAUCGGGAAGAAGGGCCAGCAGAAGACCGUAUAA